UAACAUUCUAAAAUGGAGGAAGCUGGCUUGAUUACGCGCAUGUUGUGACAAUUUCCUAGCAAAAAUCGUUUUGCAUAUAUUUGUAUACAGUCGUGAAACAAACAAGACGACGGUUGUGUGUCUUAAACCUGUUGUGUUUUCAGGAAGUUAACGAGGAGUGUAUGCUAUCGGUGCUAGGCUGAGAGCUAGCUCGAGAACAAAAUUACAGUGGUUAUGGAGGUGGAGAUGGAGACCAAAAUGCAGGAGUCUAAUGAGAGCGUAAAAAAAAAGACAAAGACGGAACCUGAUGAAGAAAGAUAUGAUAACGAAAGCAUGUCUGACUCUCCAUGUGAGUCUGUUCCCUCCACAAGUGAAAGUCCCAACAAGGAGACACAAUUGAAGGACAGUUGUGACCCUCUCAGUUUAAUAAAAAACGCUGUGGUGGUCUUGACUCGACUCCCUGACUAUAAGAUCAGCGCUCUGCGACCACCGACGCCACAGCAGUUCUACAGUGAAGACGACUCCUACAGUAGCUCUGACUCUGAUAUGGUGUGGGAACAAGACGAUGAUUCUAGUGAUUCUGAUUUCUCACUCUCAAACAACAAACGGAAAACUCAAAAAAAGAACUCCAGCAGAAACGGCAACAACAAUGAACAAGCCCCUAUAAUAGUAUCAUCGGCUUUUGCGCAUUGCUCCACUGAAACCACCAAGGUCCGUCCUAACUUGCCAGAAAAAGAGGUCGCAGUGGGCAUGAUGAUCCUGGCCAAGAGGAAGACGAUGAAAUGGCAACGGGGAAAAAUAGUGGACAUCGUAACAAAGGAAGAUGGGCGGUUGAAGUACAAAGUUUGUUUUGAAGAGAAGGGGAGAAGCCUGGUCUCCGGCCACCACAUUGCCUUUGACACCACACCGGAUCGGGAGCAGCUGUAUGUCGGGGCCCGUGUGGUGGUCCGGUUUCCAGAUCACAAGUUCCGGCCCGGAGUUUUGUCGGAGCUCCCCAGCAGAAAGAACCGCCUGAGGUUCUUGGUUUUCAUAGAUGAUCACACGCCGCUCUAUCUUGGUUUACCUUCAUUUCACCUGGUGUGCAGACCAUUGGAUGAUAUUUUAGAGGACAUUCCCGACGACACUCACAAGGCCUUCAUGGCGCGGUACCUGAGGGACUGGCCGUACCCACAUUUAACGCAGUACAAGGCUGGACAGAUGCUCAAUGUGCAGUUAAAUGGAGUCUAUCAGAGGAGUGAGGUGCAGGCGGUCGACUGCAGCGUGAUGCAGGUCCUAUUUCAGGAUACUCAAGUAAGGGAGUGGAUCCAUCGAGGCUCCAUCCGACUUCAACACAUGGCUAGAUUUUUGGACAUAAGUACAGUGGAAGAGCAAGAUUAUGAUUCUGAUUAAAAACCCAAAGACACAGGAAUAAUUAUAAUGUGGAUCGGACGAGCCCCCCAUUAGUUACAAGCUGGCUCCUUCUUGCAACAAAAGUUAAGGUCACAAAUAACAAAAUGGAAACUGAGGAGGGCUGGUGUGGUGCACGGGGCAGCGAGAGAGCAGGGGACUGAUCUGCAGCGCUCUUUACCAGGCUGGAGCCACAGGGGGGCCUCGUCUCUCCUGAUUACAGGACCCGACAUCGUCUCCAGGUUCUCUGCAAGAAAAAACUCAAACACAGCACCAUACAAUGGACAACCACAGGGUUGUCACAAGCCCAAAAGAAGAAUUGCUAUUAUGAAACGCUGGUAUAUUCUACUCACGCCUGGCAACUAUUCUUUUUUAAAACUAAAAUAAGUACAAAAACUGAAUAAUAGUAAAUUUCAUUUUGUCCAGAAUUGUUGCAACUUUUGUGUACUGAAUGUACUAUUUUGGAGUACAUUUUGCAAAGACAGUAAAUGGUGCACUUUAUGCUGAGUUUUUGUUAAUUCAUUUAUUUGUAUUGAAAAGUUGAGAUGUUGGCAGGUGUUGAUAAAUUCCAGCGAAACAGGGAAUAACAUUGUUAUGAUUUCUUUUUUUAUUUAGCGACUGCAACAACAGUAAUUCCUACGAGUCAAAAUGUACAUAAACUUCUUUCAAAUGUGUUCAACUGAUUAAUGUUUACAUUUAAAGAUAAGCAUAAACACUUUUUGUCCCGUUAUUUUAUAUUUUAUGGGUGAAGGUGCACUCUGAACAGAUGAGUUUGAGGCUAUGAUGAAAGACUUUCUGAUGUCAAUAUGGAGUUUGUUACAUUGUUGUUGAACCUAAACAUCCAGCAGAUUUUUAGAGAACCCUAGAACAGUCAGUGACUCUUUAUUCUUUGUUUUGCUCAUGUAGGGCUUUCAUUUUCUCAACAUUUUAGAAGUUGCAUAUGUUUUUUGCUUUCUUUUGUUUUAUUUAAAAAUGUUAGGUUGAAAAUAUGUACAUUGUAUACUUAACUCUGCUUCCAAUUCAGAGAUGAAUAAAAAAUGAUCUUCCACUUUG
Messenger RNA from Trematomus bernacchii (emerald rockcod), 2418 nucleotides. RefSeq names its product histone-lysine N-methyltransferase SETDB1-B-like. Gene Ontology annotation, cellular component: nucleus. The record is from RefSeq and is a predicted model, not a curated record. Lineage: Eukaryota; Metazoa; Chordata; Actinopteri; Perciformes; Nototheniidae. Gene Ontology annotation, biological process: negative regulation of gene expression; heterochromatin organization. The transcript has 8 exons. Gene Ontology annotation, molecular function: histone H3K9 methyltransferase activity. Bases 214 to 1368 code for a protein of 384 amino acids.